Messenger RNA from Meyerozyma guilliermondii ATCC 6260, 435 nucleotides. RefSeq names its product isoamyl acetate-hydrolyzing esterase (gene IAH1). The transcript has a single exon. Bases 1 to 435 code for a protein of 144 amino acids. NCBI's taxonomy places the organism in Eukaryota, Fungi, Ascomycota, Pichiomycetes, Serinales, Debaryomycetaceae. The record is from RefSeq and is a predicted model, not a curated record.
AUGACAUCAAUGGCUCUUGAAAAGGGUAUUAAGGUGAUUCUCAUUGGCCCUACUCUACACGACCAAGCUGCGAACAAAAGGGUGUUUCAAGAUGGCACAAUUGCAAGUUCCGCCAAGAAUAGAAAGUACUCUCAGGCAGUGGAACUGGUAGCUCAAGAGUUAAAUGUUCCUUUUAUUGACUUGUGGAGCGCUUUUGUCCGCGAAGGUGGAUUUGAAGAGGAAAAGAUACUAGAUAAUUCGGUCUCCUGUGAGGAGUUUCUUCCUGAUGGGAUCCAUUUUUCUCCCGCAGCUUACAGGGUAUUGUACAAUGAGAUCAUUAACUGCAUUAGUAGUAACUAUCCUGAAAUGAAGUCGGAGGCUCUUCAGCGGAAACUCAGGGAAUGGAGGGACGUUGACGGUGACAACAUCCAAAGGCUGGUUUUCCGUCUCGACUAA